AUGGCUGAGUCUGAGUACGGCGCGGCUCUCUGGGUUCACGAUAGGAUAGGCGCUCGAAACUCAGAUGCUGAGCUGACUGCCCCGCUUCUCGCUGCGCAUACACCGUUCCAACAACAACUUCCAACGCUGUAUCGAAAUCCAUACAUACCCAAUAGCAGCUCUUCCAUGUCUCAGGCUCAGGAUGCACCGAAUGUGUCUACUAGCAGCCACCCACAAUUAUGUCCAGCUUUGCCACCCAUUGGAAUGCGUCACCACUACUAUGCUCCUCAUGCACACUCGUACCAGUUCACAAACCCUCAAAGACCAUCGCAAACCUGGAGCGGGCCUCCGCACCUACAUCCUGACCAGGCAUUCUAUGACCCUAGCGUCAUUUCCCAGGGUGACCAGCUACGCCAUCACCCAGGAGCACCGAGGCACGACUUUCCGCUACUAGGGUCACCACAUGCAGCGCCUCCUUCAAAUCCCCGACAUCGACAUGAUUACAGACGACACGAUCACAGAAUGAGUGCCGGAGCGGUGACAGGUAGUAUACCUACUGACAUUACACGCUUCCCUGAAGCACGGGAUUCAGUAGCACCCCCGGAAGCCCGGUUUCAGCAUCCGCGACUACCUCUUCAAGAAGCAAUCCACCCAGGUGAGCCAAUGUAUUCUGGAUUGCCUGCACGUCAGUGGACGUCACACGAGGUGCCGAACCGCCGCUCAGACCGUAGCGUAUCCCCGCGCACGUCGAAUCGCCGCAACUUUGACCGAUACUCGGUUGACCUCUCCCAUUCGAGCACGUCGUCUGACGCAGAAGAAGCGGCUGCCCGUGCACCGCCACUGAAUCGUAUGAGGCAUCGAUCUAGAGAGGUGCGGCCGCGUAUCGCGGGCCGCUACCCGCCUCAAUUCGAUCCUAAUAUCGCUACUGCUCGCCAAAUCGAUCAAUUGAAAAACAGCCUCCAACGGCAUCUACCAAGUGCGCUUCCAGAGAAAGCGUCCAAGGCUUGUGACAUAUGCCAGAAGGACUAUGCCGCUACACAUGUGUCACCUACAGAAGAGGAAGAAAUCGCCAUUGAACUCUCGUGCGGACACACCUUCGGAGAGUUCUGCAUAGGUCAAUGGUUUGAGACGUGCAGAACACACAAGAACAAAGUCACCUGCCCCAUGUGUCGGAAGCAGCUCAUCGAAACACCACGAUUUAUGCCGAGCAUGAUGCAGGGGCAAGCGUUUCUUGAUCUACUCGCUCGCCAGAAUAUGCACGUCACUGAUCUCUACAGCCACUUUCCGCAGGCGUGA
This is a messenger RNA of Alternaria rosae, 1275 nucleotides long. RefSeq lists its product as uncharacterized. Gene Ontology annotation, molecular function: zinc ion binding; ubiquitin protein ligase activity; cullin family protein binding. NCBI's taxonomy places the organism in Eukaryota, Fungi, Ascomycota, Dothideomycetes, Pleosporales, Pleosporaceae. Gene Ontology annotation, biological process: anaphase-promoting complex-dependent catabolic process. The transcript has 2 exons. Bases 1 to 1275 code for a protein of 424 amino acids. The record is from RefSeq and is a predicted model, not a curated record. Gene Ontology annotation, cellular component: anaphase-promoting complex.